GUUUAGAGGUUUGCCCAUGUGGAUGUUGCAAACUGUCAACAUAACCUCGCCAAGAACUCUAAAGAGGAGAAGCAUUGCUGAACUACUUUAUAUCCCUUUGGAAACUACAUCACCUACACUAAUCAACAUGAAGGUUGUCGGAUCUACCUGCGCCCUGAAGAGCAAGGUGGGCGGUGAGGACAUGGUCCGCUGUCUGUCCGAGCAGAGCUUGACCAUCGCCAAGUGCAAGAUCCCUCUUCUGGACGAGCAGAUGAGCGCCUUCCUGCACGACAUGAACAGCUGCUACAGCAAGUUGAAGGAGCUGGUGCCCACACUGCCCACCAACAAGAAGGCGAGCAAAGUGGAGAUCCUGCAGCACGUCAUCGACUACAUCUGGGACCUGCAGGUCGAGCUGGACGAGCCGGAGAAGAGUCGCCAGCACUCCGCUGGCGGCGUCACUCGCACACCGCUGACCACCCUGAACGCAGAGAUCGCUAGCAUCGCAGUUGAGAAUGGAUGCUCAGACGACAGGAUAAUGUGCCGUUAAGAGCUCUUGGAGCACCGAGAAGAAGAAGAACGAACAAGGCAAUCUGAUGUGACUUAUUGAGCACAUCUAUAAAAAAACCUUGAACUGUGUAGGGACGUUUCAAACUCCCAAAGCUAGAAAAACAAACGCUGUGUGGACAUCCAUCCUCCAGCAGAGAGGAUCUCUCUCACUCUCGGCUCUCGAUUCAUCAGAGGGCCCUGAGAGAAGAAGAAGAAGAAGAAGGAGAAGAAGAAGACUGGUGGUGUCCAGAUCUAGACUGGGUUAGCCGGGGGACCAAGACAUGUUCAGUUGCAACCAGCAUCGCCUGUUGCUUGUAGAGUUUCUAAAAGAAAGCUAAUGUUUCUGUUAUGCUCUUUUGUAUCUUAUGUAAAAACCAUAUAGAGAUAUUCAACAUUUUGUAAAAGGAAAAAAGUAAAUUUUCUCAGAUUCUGAGCGACAAACUGUAUUGUAUAUUACAAUGCCACAUUAUGUGAAGAUAUUGUUGUCUUACAAUGUACCUUAUUCGUGUUUUUAUUAAAACAAGACCAUUAUUUUUGAAUACAAA
Molecule: messenger RNA, 1070 nt
Organism: Sebastes umbrosus (honeycomb rockfish)
Lineage: Eukaryota; Metazoa; Chordata; Actinopteri; Perciformes; Sebastidae
Gene: id1
Product: inhibitor of DNA binding 1, HLH protein
Exons: 3
Coding region: 17-526 (169 amino acids)
Biological process (GO): cell differentiation; negative regulation of transcription by RNA polymerase II; circadian regulation of gene expression
Cellular component (GO): cytoplasm; nucleus
Molecular function (GO): transcription regulator activity; protein dimerization activity
Source: RefSeq, a predicted model, not a curated record